AUGCCUCUCUAUCAACCCGAGGACUUGUACGCUCCAAUCCUUACGCAGUUCUCCCUCAAAGGGAAGAUUGCGGUAGUGACUGGAGGGUCAAGGGGUAUCGGUGCUGAAGUCGUUCGCGGGUUGGCAGAGGCUGGCGCAGACGUCGCAUUCAUCUACAAGAUGAACGCCAAAGCAGACGAAACAGCUGCCCGAAUCGCAAAAGAGACGGGCGUCCGCGUCCAGGCAUAUCGAUCCGAUGUCACGUCCCGAGGGACUAUUGCGAAAACCAUCAAUCAAAUCGCCAGCGAGUUCGGCGGAGGCCGCAUAGACAUAGCGGUGGCCAACGCGGGCGUCUGCGCAAAUGUUAAGUCGCUCGAGUACACGGAACGGACAUGGCAUGAUAUGAACAGCGUCAAUUACGACGGCGUCAUGUGGACUGCGCAGGCUGUGGGAAACAUCUUCAAGAAGCAAGGGAGAGGAAACCUAGUCAUCACCGCUUCCGUGAGCGCUAUUUUGGUCAACGUACCCCAGGAACAGGCUGCCUACAAUGCUUCCAAGGCGGCAGUCGUGCAGCUUGCCAAAAGUCUCUCCGUCGAAUGGGCCAAUUUUGCGCGCGUCAAUUGUGUAUCGCCUGGAUACAUCCUCACCGAGAGAUCAAACGUUGUGAUCGAUGGCGGAUACACAUUGCCGUAG
Messenger RNA from Colletotrichum fioriniae, 672 nucleotides. RefSeq lists its product as uncharacterized. Gene Ontology annotation, molecular function: oxidoreductase activity, acting on NAD(P)H, oxygen as acceptor. The record is from RefSeq and is a predicted model, not a curated record. Gene Ontology annotation, cellular component: intracellular anatomical structure. Lineage: Eukaryota; Fungi; Ascomycota; Sordariomycetes; Glomerellales; Glomerellaceae.